Messenger RNA from Linum tenue, 315 nucleotides. NCBI's taxonomy places the organism in Eukaryota, Viridiplantae, Streptophyta, Magnoliopsida, Malpighiales, Linaceae. The record is from the annotation of a GenBank genome assembly.
AUGGACAGAGCGGAAGAUCUAUUGAACAGUGGGAACAGCCUGCAACUGCGGAGGGACAGCGAGAGCCAGGCCGGGAACCAGGCCCGGCGAGAAGAGAAUGCCGACCAAUCCAAGCCCAACGUAGAUGGGCUUCCCAUGGAGAGCAGUCCAUAUGUGAAGUACUCCAAUCUGGAGGACUACAAGGGCCAAGGCUAUGGCACCACCGGCCACCUCCCCGUCAACCCCAACCAGACUCCCGGCGCCACCGAUGCACCUACGCCCUCCGGCGCCGGCGCAACCCCCACUCUAGCCGGCGAGGGCGGCCAAUCGUCCUAA